Molecule: messenger RNA, 1095 nt
Organism: Brassica rapa (field mustard)
Lineage: Eukaryota; Viridiplantae; Streptophyta; Magnoliopsida; Brassicales; Brassicaceae
Source: RefSeq, a predicted model, not a curated record
AUGAAAGCACCUGACUCGUUCCGGAACCCGGAACUCUGGUGCAACUUCCACCGCGAUCAUGGUCAUAAAACCGAAGACUGCAUCGCCCUAAGGAUCAAGGUCAAUGAUCUACUCCAAAAGGGGCAUCUUCGAGAAUUCCUCUCAGAGAAAGCCAAGGCCCACCUCAGCAAAGAAACAGCAGGAAGAUCCAAAGGAGCUGCACCAACCUCGCCACCUCGCCAAGAUCGGGUGAUCAAUGUCAUAUCCGGAGGCUCGGAAGUAAGCGGAGUGAGCCACGCUGCCGCAAAGAAAAGCACCCGAAACACCAAGCAUGGUCUGGAAACGACCCAACCGAAGUGCCUACUUGUAGGCACCGACGAGAUAAGCUUCACAGCUAAGGAGCAAGAGAAAAUCCUAGCUCCCCACCAUGAUGCUCUAGUUAUCUCUCUCACCGUAGCAAGCUGCUUGGUAAAAAGAGUACUAGUAGAUAACGGAAGCUCCAACAACAUUAUCUUCCAGAUGGCAUACCAAGAUCUAGGGCUGGAGGAAAGCGCCCUAACGCGAAAGAUAACCCCACUCAUCGGAUUCAGAGGUGAGGUCAAGCAAACCGCCGGAGAGGCUAUCCUCCCAGUAUACGCUGAAGGGGUCAACAUGUCUACCAAAUUCCUGGUCGUAGAUUGUCAAUCAGCAUAUAACAUGAUUUUGGGACGACCCUGGAUUCACGACAUGGAAUCAGUCCCUUCAACCCUUCAUCAGAUGGUGAAGUUCCUUACUCCCUGUUGCAUCAGAGUAAUCAGGGGGGACCAGGAGAACUCUCGAUCAUACUACCAGACCACCCCGAAGGGGAAAACCAAGGACCCUCGCCUCCUACCUUACAGAUGCAGGAUGGAGACACUUAGCCAGGCAGGAAACCUCCGAGCCUGCUCGCUCCAGUGGAUGAAUGUGACUACACGUUUCGUAGAAGUGCUGAGGAUCUUCAUCACCAGGAGACAGUGGUUCCCGAACACUAAAGGCCGGAGCAUGAAACGAGUCUCGACCACAGUCUCUACCCCCAAGAAAGAGACAGAACCCUGCAGAAGAAGGAGGAACCCUCCAGAAAAGACGCUUGUCCCCUAA